GUCUUUUCUUCACUUCCGUCGAGCGCCGUCUCGCUGUUUGUCCCUUGCGGCUACCCGUCUGCAUACGAAUCUAGCCCGGGAACCGAGUUGCGGGAGGGCGGUCUGUGCCGUUCCGGCUAGGGGUUUGCCGACUCCAGACGUCCUGCGAACCGGCAAGAUGUGCUCCCUGGGGUUGUUCCCUCCUCCACCGCCUCGGGGUCAAGUCACCCUAUAUGAGCACAAUAACGAGCUGGUGACGGGCAGUAGCUAUGAGAGCCCGCCCCCCGACUUCCGGGGCCAGUGGAUCAAUCUUCCUGUCCUACACCUGACCAAGGAUCCCCUAAAGACCCCUGGAAGGCUGGACCAUGGCACAAGAACUGCCUUCAUCCAUCACCGGGAGCAAGUGUGGAAGAGAUGCAUCAACAUUUGGAUGAAUUCCUGGAAGUCAAGUUGCUGGUUCAGAGGGCGUGAUGUGGGCCUUUUUGGGGUGCUAAAUGAAAUUGCAAACUCAGAAGAAGAGGUGUUUGAGUGGGUGAAGACGGCAUCCGGCUGGGCUCUGGCACUCUGUCGAUGGGCCUCUUCCCUCCAUGGGUCCCUGUUCCCCCAUCUGUCUCUCAGGAGUGAAGAUCUGAUUGCUGAAUUUGCCCAAGUAACAAAUUGGUCCAGCUGCUGCUUGCGUGUCUUUGCGUGGCACCCCCACACCAACAAGUUUGCAGUGGCCCUGCUAGAUGACUCAGUCCGUGUGUAUAAUGCUAGCAGCACCAUAGUCCCCUCCCUGAAGCACCGGCUGCAGCGAAAUGUGGCGGCUCUGGCCUGGAAACCUCUUAGUGCCUCUGUCUUGGCUGUGGCCUGCCAGAGCUGCAUUCUCAUCUGGACCCUGGACCCUACCUCCUUGUCUACCCGACCCUCUUCUGGCUGUGCCCAAGUGCUGUCUCACCCUGGGCAUACACCUGUUACUAGCUUGGCCUGGGCCCCCAGUGGGGGGCGGCUGCUCUCAGCUUCACCCGUGGAUGCUGCUAUCCGGGUAUGGGAUGUCUCAACAGAGACCUGUGUCCCCCUUCCCUGGUUUCGAGGAGGUGGGGUGACCAACCUGCUCUGGUCCCCAGAUGGCAGCAAAAUCCUGGCUACCACUCCUUCAGCUGUCUUUCGAGUCUGGGAGGCCCAGAUGUGGACUUGUGAGAGGUGGCCUACUCUAUCAGGGCGCUGUCAGACUGGCUGCUGGAGCCCAGAUGGCAACCGACUGCUGUUCACUGUAUUGGGAGAGCCACUGAUUUACUCCCUGUCUUUUCCAGAACAAUGUGGUGAGGGAAAGGGGCGCGUUGGAGGUGCAAAGUCAGCAACAAUUGUGGCAGAUCUGUCUGAGACAACAAUACAGACACCAGAUGGUGAGGAGAGGCUUGGGGGAGAGGCUCACUCCAUGGUCUGGGACCCCAGUGGGGAGCGUCUGGCUGUGCUCAUGAAAGGAAACCCAAGAGUACAGGAUGGUAAACCAGUCAUCCUCCUUUUUUGCACUCGAAACAGCCCUGUGUUUGAGCUCCUUCCCUGUGGCAUUAUCCAGGGGGAGCCAGGAGCCCAGCCCCAGCUCAUCACUUUCCAUCCUUCCUUCAACAAAGGGGCCCUGCUCAGUGUGGGCUGGUCCACAGGCCGAAUUGCUCACAUCCCGCUGUACUUUGUCAAUGCCCAGUUUCCACGUUUUAGCCCAGUGCUUGGCCGGGCCCAAGAACCCCCUGCUGGGGGUGGAGGCUGUAUUCAUGACCUGCCCCUCUUUACUGAGACAUCCCCAACCUCUGCCCCUUGGGACCCUCUCCCAGGGCCACCACCUGUUCUGCCCCACUCCCCACAUUCCCACCUCUAAUAAAAAAUAAGUUUUCCUUUUGUUUUCCACUCA
Molecule: messenger RNA, 1867 nt
Organism: Cercocebus atys (sooty mangabey)
Lineage: Eukaryota; Metazoa; Chordata; Mammalia; Primates; Cercopithecidae
Gene: AAAS
Product: achalasia, adrenocortical insufficiency, alacrimia
Exons: 17
Coding region: 158-1834 (558 amino acids)
Biological process (GO): nucleocytoplasmic transport
Cellular component (GO): nuclear pore
Molecular function (GO): protein binding
Source: RefSeq, a predicted model, not a curated record